UAUUAGAGGAAGAAUCUUUUGUUUAGCUUUGAGCGCAGCAGCUGUUGUUUAGCGUAGCUUGUGUUACUUUGUUGCUUAGUUUGUUAGACCCGCAGCCAGUCGCGGUGUUUUGGCUGCAUUUUGAACCACAUGGCCUUCCCGGCGCCGGUGUGGCUCGCUGUCCAGGAGGAGCUGCUGGAAAGCGGCGAGCCAGAGGAGGACUGCGGCUCCCAGAGCUGUUUCGACGACUUUAACGACCAGGCUCUGUUUGAGACCUUCCACCUCUCCAGACCCUGCAUAGCCUUCAUCACAGACGCCGUCCGCAUGCGCGUUAAGUCGGCCGCCUUCAAGAAGAGCCAGCCGCCGGUGGACGUGAUGCUCAUGACCGCGCUGAGCUACUACGCCCAUGGCGUGUUUACCUCUUCCGUGCAGGCGAAGGCAGGGAUCAACCAACCGGCCGCCCUGGUCAAUGCGGUCAGCAUAAUCUCCGGGGUUAUCGCGGGAAUGUCGGACGUGUUCAUCUCCUUCCCUCUGACCGCCGAAGCCAGAGCCAGAACCGCGUCCAGGAUGGAGGAGCUCUGCGGGAUCCCCGGCGUCCUGGGCGUCCUGGCCCCGGCGCACUUCAAGAUCAGAGCCUCCCCCUAUGACAAGAAGUCCUUCAAGUCGUUCAUCAACACGCUGGGGUACACGUCGGUGGUGAGCCAGUUCAUAUGCGACUCUGAGGGAAACAUCCUGAGCGUGGAGAAGUGCUGCGUGGGCGGCGCGUUUGAGCAGGAGCUGUGGGACUCCUCGUUCAAAGGGAAGGAGGUGGAGGACGACCUGCACGGACCUUUCUGGUUUAUUGGAGGGAAAGGCUACCGGUUGAGCAAACACGUCCUGACCCCCGUGUCCAACCCGGUGUUGGACCGCGAGGUCCGCUUCAACGAGGCGCACGCCAAGGUGCACCGCGUCAUGCAGGGCAUGCUCAGCGCCAUGAAGAGGCGCUUCAGGUGUCUGCAGCAGCUCGGCUUUGCAGAAGAAGCCUCUCUGAACAAAAAGUCCAACAUCAUCAAGUCAUGCAGCGUUCUGCACAAUAUCGCCAAAAAGUUUUCCGUCCCUCUGCCUCCACGGGCCGGGAUGGGUGAACCGUCGUACCCGGGCAAGCCGUAUACGUCUCCGAUGGAGAUCAACCUGGAGGCACUAAAAGCCCGACAGGAACUCAUUGAUAGGAACUUCUCUGCCUCCGUCGGCAGCCGGGACUCACCGUGAAGCAAAGAGGAUCUGUGAAAUUCAUUCUGUUACCUUUGAUGCAAUUAAAGAAGAAAACAUUGAAAGUUUUUUUCUUCCAGUCAGGAAACUUUGGGUUGUUUUGAAUAUAUAAUGUUUUAUUUCUAUGUACAGAUUACAUUUUUCUACUUGAAUAAUUUUAUAAUUCUAAUAAAAUUUAUAACAUUC
Messenger RNA from Poecilia latipinna (sailfin molly), 1413 nucleotides. RefSeq names its product putative nuclease HARBI1. The transcript has 2 exons. The coding region runs from base 130 to 1227 and encodes 365 amino acids. NCBI's taxonomy places the organism in Eukaryota, Metazoa, Chordata, Actinopteri, Cyprinodontiformes, Poeciliidae. The record is from RefSeq and is a predicted model, not a curated record.